AUGGUCCCGGGAGGUACGGGACGAGGACCGGGUCCCUGCAGCAAACCUCCUAUGUAAAAAAAGAAGAAGUGUUUUCUGCGCUUAAACCACGCACACGCAUGUUUCUGCUCUUUGCGUGUACGCCCAGCCCCGCAUCCAAUCACCUAAUUCUCCUGCCUCUGCUAGCUGAGAGUGCAGAAGAGAAGGAAGGCGUGCCUGGCUGAACAGAUGUGGAGAUUUCAGCUGCCUGGCUGUAUACGGAUCAUAACGCUUGCUCUCUUUCCCUGAGUACUCUCUUUUAUGUCAAAUAUCUGCCCUCUUCUCCCAGUCGAGCGCACGAGGGACACUCACCGUUUUUAGCUCUGGGAGGAUUUUGUGGAAAAAAUACUGUUUUCUUUGCCUGACUUUUUUUAAAUUCACCGUUCAAACUGGAGACGCAGGUGAACUACGACUGCGGGGAUCAGUUGAUCCAGCUUCAGCUCUCUGGUUCGGGUGAUUGGACACCCUGUGACACCAAGGAGGUGGAGAUCCCCAUAGGAGAGAUGGAGGUGGUCAAGGGCCAGAUGGUGGUGUUACAUGCUUGGUACAGCCCCAACUCAGACAUUUCCAAAAACUCUGUGGUUUGGCUCUUCACGGGAAAGAAAUCCAAGCAGGUGAUAAACUUCAGCGCGGGCGAAGUCGGGCACGGGCAGAACGAGUUCACCAAAAGAGUGGGCUUCAGUGCGGCCAUGCCGUCGGCCAACCUCUCCAUCUACAUCAACAACACCCAGGAGUCCGACUCAGGGCAGUACAUGUGCUCUGUCAUCAUCCCUGGCAGUUCUGGCAUUUUCGGACAGAUGCACUUAAAUGUCAAAGUCCCCCCUUCUCCCCCGGUGUGCAGCAUGACAGGAAGCCCAGUGGUGAAGGGCAACGUGACUCUGAGCUGUAAGUCCAGUCAUGGAAAACCUGUCCCUCACUACAAAUGGACCAGGGCUGCACCCAUGUCUGAGGUCUUCUUCGCCCCAAUGCAGAAAUGGAGAGUCUGUCCCCAGCCCAUGCUUGUCCUUGGGUUUAUGGAUGAGAGACACGGCACCCUGAGGCUGAGCAACCUCACUAAAAGCAUGUCGGGGAAGUACAUAUGCCGAGCCAGCAACACCGCCGGCUCCGACAGCUGCUCCAUUAACCUGGAGGUUAUCACCUCUUCUAAUGCAGGCAUGAUUGCAGCAGCUACGCUGGGGUCGAUAGUGGGACUGGUGGCCAUGGGGCUGUUCCUCAUCUUCAUACUGAGAAGGAGAGGGGACACUGAGGAGGAGAUGGCCAACGAGAUCAAGGAGGAUGCUCAGGCGCCAAAGCGAGUGUCGUGGGCAAAGAGCAACACCGGCUCGGACGUCGCAUCCAAGAACGGCACGCUGUCCUCCAUCGCCACCAGCCCGCGACCUCGAGACCCCCACCAGGCGAACUUCCACUACCCAUACUCCCCCACGUCGGCCUCAGACACCGGCUCGGUGAUCAACGCCUACCAGCUGCGACCCGGGGAAGCCGGCACGCUACAAGGACUCCCCGGCUACAACGCCGGCGGCACCCCGUCGCGCAAACACAAGCGGCCCUCCAGCGCAAACGGGGGCCCCCCGCAGCUUCACCGGACCCCCGCGGUGGCCGUCCCCAUCAGGACCGAAGGGGCUCAGCCUCAGGUGCCGCCCCCGUCAGCGGCGUCGCCGCAAAUCCGCCCGUCCACUCUGACCCGCAUGGGAGCGGUGGCUGUCAUGGUGCCUGCUCAGAGCCAAGCCGGCUCGCUGGUGUAGGCCGGCAGGGGGGGCAGUGGGGACAGUGGGGGGGGGGGGGAAAGUAUGCCUUGAAAUUGAAAGCACCUUCUCCACGAAACGCCUGAAUGGUUGUGAGAGAAGACGUCUCGCCGGUCGCUUUGGAUUGAUAGUCUCAUUUCUAUUUUUUUUUUUGUAAGAUGUAUAUUUGUAUUCCCAAAAGGAUAAUAUAAUAACUGAUCAAGAGAGUUGUUUGAACUGAAUACAGUGUGUCUUGAUACUGUAAAACCAUAAAGAAAUGUUUGAGUUUUUGCAGUUCUUGCACAUUAUAAUGCCGUUUAAGGAUCACUUCACUCACUUCUCUCAGGCCAACUGCACCAGUUAAAUAUCACACUUCAGGUAUUUCAACUUUCAUUUUGUCACUUUCUUUGACCCACUUACAGUUUGCCCAUAUGGUUUCUUGACACCCAUGUCUUCAGAGAACAUUUAUGAUAAUUUUGCCUGUUAUGUUAGUUGGAAUGUAACAAAUAGUGUUGAAGUUGAUGGUUUCUUUCUAUUUUGUUCAAAGGUGCUUGGUAUAGAAUGAUGUUACUUUAAACGUGAGGCCAUUUAUCAAUGGGAUAAUAUUGGACCAACCCCUCUGCUGAUGGUCUUAUUGUUUUCAUUGAAGUAUACUAAAAUCUGGAAAUGUGUUGGUGAGUUAUUGAGGUUGAAAGGCUAUAUGUAGCACUUUUAAUGCAGUUUUGAUUGUUGAUCAUUUUUCAAUAAAAAUGUUUGCGUCCAGCAG
Gasterosteus aculeatus aculeatus (three-spined stickleback) is the source of this 2505-nucleotide messenger RNA. RefSeq names its product endothelial cell adhesion molecule b (gene esamb). Lineage: Eukaryota; Metazoa; Chordata; Actinopteri; Perciformes; Gasterosteidae. Gene Ontology annotation, biological process: homophilic cell-cell adhesion. Gene Ontology annotation, cellular component: adherens junction; plasma membrane. Gene Ontology annotation, molecular function: cell-cell adhesion mediator activity. The record is from RefSeq and is a predicted model, not a curated record.